Molecule: messenger RNA, 1113 nt
Organism: Blumeria graminis f. sp. triticale
Lineage: Eukaryota; Fungi; Ascomycota; Leotiomycetes; Helotiales; Erysiphaceae
Source: the annotation of a GenBank genome assembly
AUGAUCCCUCACUCUUUACAUUCGUUUCUCGUAUUAUUCCUAUUGAAAUCAGCCUUCUACUCACUAUCAGCCUAUGCUAGUCCUGUAGACUCUCCGGCUCCACCUGUAGAUCCUCCAUCCCCGGCUCCUGUAGAUCCCGUUCCUGCAGGGCCUGCGGCUCCUGGUCCUACUGACCCUCUGGCCGAUACGAUUCCGCCGUUUGCCCUAGAUUUCGCCCCAUUAGUUUGGCUCGAUAAGAAAGAAACUUUUUUCCCAUCAGAUAUUGAAACCCAUAUAUCCAAUACCAGUCCCUUCAUUGACUUGAAAAUCGUGGAAACGCCCCUGCCACCUCUGAGCACGGCCAACCUCGACGUUUUGAAUCCACUAAACACGGACACGCAACAUGUUUUUCUGACCACCAAAGUACCAGUCCAAGACAGUCCCAAGUGGUUGGAGGGAGUUGCACCAGACCAAGAUGGCAAGUCAAAGGAUGCAACGACAUGUGUGACCAUUAUCAGUAAUCGCGGCAAUGGAACGGUAGAUGUAUUCUACAUGUAUUUCUACUCGUUCAACAAAGGAACCGACGUCCUCUUUCAUGAACUGGGAAAUCAUGUCGGGGAUUGGGAGCACAAUAUGAUUCGCUUUCAAAACGGUGAGCCUGACGGUAUUUGGUUCAGUCAGCAUAGCAAUGGCCAGGCAUUUCGCUACCAGGCCGUAGAGAAGCAGGGAAAACGACCCGUCGUCUAUUCUGCUCGCGGCUCGCACGCCAAUUAUGCCAUCGAUGGCAAUCACGACCAUUCUAUCCCCAAUAUCAAUCUGCCUGCUGGUCCUGUCACCGAUCGCACUAGUCAGGGUACACUUUGGGACCCAGUCAAAAGCUCGUUUUUCUAUACGUAUGAUGGUGCCACCAAUUCAAUUGCACCUCUAAACAACAGUCCCCUUGGAUUCAUGAAAUACAACGGCCUAUGGGGUAAUACAGAUAUGCCAAAAGACGAUCCGGCCCAAGAGUCCCUCUUCGGCUUCCCCAAGUUUGUCGGAGGUCCUUCGGGUCCGAUGGAUAAACGACUAAACCGUAUUAACGUGUGUCUGAAUGAUGAUAAGUCGUGCAAGGUCCGCGACAAAUUGGCUGCCUAG